Juglans microcarpa x Juglans regia is the source of this 488-nucleotide messenger RNA. RefSeq lists its product as uncharacterized. NCBI's taxonomy places the organism in Eukaryota, Viridiplantae, Streptophyta, Magnoliopsida, Fagales, Juglandaceae. The transcript is spliced from 3 exons. The record is from RefSeq and is a predicted model, not a curated record. The coding region runs from base 59 to 322 and encodes 87 amino acids.
UGAGCGAUAAACACAGCCUACACAGCUCUCUGGAGAAUCAGAAAGAAGUUCAAGAAAAAUGAGCGAGACGAGGCCGGUGCCGAGGAGGGAAAGCCCAUGGGGGAUGCCAGAGGGCGACCACCGUCAGCCGAAGGCCCAUAGGUGCAAUGACCGUGCGGAGGAUGUCGUCCAAGCAUGUUUCGAGGGAAAUCCAUUUAAGACAGUUCCAGGACCCUUCAAGCUCUUCUGGCAAUGCAUGCGUUCUAAACCAGGGGAGGAGCCGACAGAGCCAUAUACCUAUUUGGAGUUGGAUCCCCCAAAGAGAGAGGUGAAACUUGAGUGAAACCACUUAUUCAGGAAGCCUUCAAGAAAAUUUUAGUUUAGGUUCAAUCCCUCUGACUUUGAUACUUCAGUUUGUGUAAUCUAUAAAAUAUGAGGAUUGCAUAAAUUCUGGGUGACAAUAAGAUUUUGGCUUUCUAUUUGAUAAUAAAGAUGCUAAGUGAGCCCCA